This is a messenger RNA of Canariomyces notabilis, 1249 nucleotides long. RefSeq names its product carbohydrate esterase family 1 protein. The transcript is spliced from 2 exons. The record is from RefSeq and is a predicted model, not a curated record. Bases 328 to 1215 code for a protein of 295 amino acids. Gene Ontology annotation, biological process: formaldehyde catabolic process. Gene Ontology annotation, molecular function: S-formylglutathione hydrolase activity. Lineage: Eukaryota; Fungi; Ascomycota; Sordariomycetes; Sordariales; Chaetomiaceae. Gene Ontology annotation, cellular component: cytosol.
CCCGUUUUACCCCUCGCUCCCCGCCGAGGUACAUAAUCGGCAGUCGAGGCAGGUGGGGUUGCGGUCGUGUCUUGGAGAAGAAGAGAACGGCUCAGGGAAGGUUCAAUUGGGAUAUGAGGCGGGGUAGAGUGAACACUGAAGUGUGAAUACCGAGACAGAUCUGUCAUCUGUUCAUUCCCAGGCACUUCACCGUUGAAUGAUUUGACGUUGAGUACAGUAUUCUCUCCUUCCCAACUCCAAACCUUGCUGGCUCAGUUCAUCUCCCACUCCGCCUUACCAUCAGCAACAACACACCGCCGUGACCAGCAUCCCAACCAACCAGCCAAAAUGGCCUUCACAACCAAAGCCACCAUCGCCUCCUUCGGCGGCAAGCUCUUCAAACUCUCCCACAGCUCCACCGUGACCGGCACUCCCAUGGCCGUGAACCUCUUCGUGCCGCCGCAAGCCCUGGCCGCCAACUCAACCUACAAAGCGCCGGUGUUGAUCUACCUCUCGGGCCUGACCUGCACACCCGAGAACUGCUCCGAGAAGGGCUUCUUCCAGCACCGGGCGAGCCAGCUGGGUCUAGCAGUCCUCUACCCGGACACCUCCCCUCGCGGGCUCAACCUGCCAGGGGAGACAGAUUCAUGGGACUUUGGGGCCGGGGCGGGCUUCUACGUCGACGCGACCCAGGCGCCCUGGAACAAGGGGUACAAGAUGGAGAGCUACAUUGCGCGGGAGCUGCCCGACACGCUUUUUGGGGAUGCCGAGUACGGCCGCUACCUGGACCGCGCCCGCGUCGCCAUCACGGGCCACAGCAUGGGCGGCCACGGCGCUUUGACUCUGUAUCUCAAGUACCCGGGCAAGUUUGCCAGUGUGAGCGCGUUUGCGCCUAUCGCUAACCCGAGCAACUGUCCUUGGGGUGAGAAGGCAUUUACGGGGUACCUGGGUGGUGAGAACCGGGACGAGUGGAAGAAGCAUGAUGCGACUGAGCUCGUGAGGAGCGGUGAUUGGAAGGGGAAGGACCUGAAGAUGCUGAUUGAUGUGGGGACGGGUGACAAUUUUUAUAAGCAGGGGCAGUUGCUGCCGGAGAAUUUUGAGCAGGCCGUUAAGGAGGCCGGGGCCGAGGGGGUGAAAGUGAGGUAUCAGCAGGAUUAUGACCACUCGUACUACUUCAUGGCGACAUUUAGCGAUGAGCACGUCGACCACGCAGCCAAGCACUUGGGUUUGCUGUGAGGAGAAGCUCCAGCGCAUCGAGGGAUGACAGGCG